Messenger RNA from Drosophila ananassae, 1502 nucleotides. RefSeq names its product aspartate-semialdehyde dehydrogenase-like. Gene Ontology annotation, biological process: amino acid biosynthetic process. The record is from RefSeq and is a predicted model, not a curated record. The coding region runs from base 316 to 1290 and encodes 324 amino acids. Lineage: Eukaryota; Metazoa; Arthropoda; Insecta; Diptera; Drosophilidae. The transcript is spliced from 2 exons. Gene Ontology annotation, molecular function: NAD binding; protein dimerization activity; oxidoreductase activity, acting on the aldehyde or oxo group of donors, NAD or NADP as acceptor.
GAGACUGUUGGUCUAUUUUAGAGGUUUUUACACCAUACUUUUUAUCAUCAAAAUUUAUUGUAGGCUUUCUUUUAUUCGAAAGAACACUUUGGGCCUUUGAUCCAUUGGUUCCUUCAGGCCCUUGAGGUGUAGAAAUUGCAGGUUUAACCUUAGUUUCAUCGUAUUCCUUACUCAUCUUUCAUUUCAUUAUGUAAUAUUACUAAUAUUGCAUAAUAAUAGCUAAAUUACAAUUAAUUGCAAGGUAAAAAUAUUAAAACAAUUGUAAAUUUUGUCAGUAAAAAUAUAAUAGAACUUUGAAAUUAGAGGUUCAUCUAUAUGGGAUACAAAAUUGCUGUUAUUGGAGCAACCGGAAGAGUAGGGCGUGAGGUAUUAAGCACGCUUGCUGAAUUUCAAGAUGAGGCGAUAGAUUGCGUUAUUGCACUUGCAUCGAAAAAAUCAGAAGGGAAGAAGGUGAGCUUUGGUGACAAAGAGUUAACAGUUUUAUGCCUUGAGGAUUAUGACUUCGUUGGAACUAAUGUAGCCAUUUUCUGUGCUGGAUCUCAUGUUUCUGAAGAAAUGAAAGAGGGUGUGCCACUCAUUAUUCCAGAGAUUAAUAAAGAAAAAAUUAUGGAAUAUAAAAACCACAACAUAAUAUCCAAUCCAAACUGUACUACAAUACAGAUGCUGCUAGUACUACAUCUAUUACACCAAAAAGCAAAAAUAAAGAGAAUCGUUGCUUCAACUUAUCAAUCAACUUCUGGUGCAGGCAAAGCAGCAAUGGAUGAGCUCUAUGACCAGACAAAAAAAAUCUUUAUGAACGAAGCUAAAAAACCCAAGAUAUUCUCUAAGCAAAUAGCAUUCAAUUGCAUUCCCCAUGUAGGAGAAUUCAUGGAAAAUGGUUCUACAGAAGAGGAAUGGAAAAUGCAAGAGGAGACAAAAAAAAUUUUAGAGGAAGAUAUAAAAGUUACUGCAACUUGUGUAAGGGUACCCGUCUUUAUCGGUCACGCUAUGGCAGUAAAUGUGGAAUUUGAUCAACAUAUCACUGAAGAACAAGCUCGUGAAGUGCUAAGUGAAGCCGAAGAUAGUGGAGUUUUAGUGUACAACAGGCGUGAAGAUAGUGAAUACAUAACUCAAAUUGAUGUUGUACAGGAGAAUGCUGUAUAUGUAUCGCGUAUUAGAAGAGACAAUACUGUUGAGCACGGAUUAAAUAUGUGGAUAGUGGCUGACAACCUGCGCAAAGGCGCAGCAUUAAAUAUAGUGCAGAUUCUUGAGAUUUUGAUAAGAGAGCAUUUGUCAAUCAAGUGCAUAUAGAGCGCACGUACGUUGUAAUUCGAAGGAAAUUUGUAUACCACAUGGCAGCGCGUGACGCUGGAAUGGCUUUGUUGCAUCGCUACUUAUGAAAGGCUAACUAUAAUUAGGAUUAUAAGCAACUUAUUGAAAAUCUUGUUUUUUUGCAAUCAAUCUGAUCAAAUUUAAGAAUAGUAAUUUGUUAUUUAUAUUAAUAAAUUUAAUUCUAUUGAAAA